AUGGCGACAUCAAAAACUGCUAGAACGUUCGACGCUUUCUUCAAAGAUAUCAUAGAGAACUUAUUCUUUUCGGACUUUCACGACCAGCAACAAAGUCGCUUCAGUAGACUGUCUCGCAACAAAAACAUCAACAACAUCAUUAACAACAAUAACAUCAACAACAACAACAACAACGACGACGACUUCAGCAACAUCAACAUAAGGAACAACAGCAACAACAACAGCAAUGACGACAGCAACGACAACAUCAAUGAGAGCAACAAUCUGAAUUUUAAAUCUCGCUCUACAACGCCCGUCAACGGUAAAGUUUGA
This is a messenger RNA of Helobdella robusta, 312 nucleotides long. RefSeq lists its product as hypothetical. The record is from RefSeq and is a predicted model, not a curated record. NCBI's taxonomy places the organism in Eukaryota, Metazoa, Annelida, Clitellata, Rhynchobdellida, Glossiphoniidae. The transcript is spliced from 2 exons. Bases 1 to 312 code for a protein of 103 amino acids.